AGAGCUCAGAAGCCUGAGAACGUUUCAGGAGCGCCUCAGAGUUCCCAGGCCCAGCCCCGGGGCCUGGCCCAGCUCCGGCUUGGAGUCUUGGGCCCAGGGCUCAGUGCAGCCUCGGGUGUCCGGACAGCUCAGCCUCCUGCAGCCCCAGCCCAAGGCAGGGACCAGGGACCCCCACGUUGCUGGCUGACAUCCGGCCCAGGAGUCUGUGCCGGGCUGAGCCUCCCCUCCUCCGGUCCCCUGGGCUUUGUGUCUGGAAGGAAGGAAGACCAGCAGCUCAACCUGCGCAGACUUUCAGGGAAGAUGCAGCCACUCCUGCUCGUGAUGGCCGUUCUUCUGCCCGCCGGGCGGGGACAGCCCUCUCUUUCAGGGGAGAUCAUCGGGGGCCACGAGGCCAAGCCCCACUCCCGCCCCUACAUGGCGUUCGUUCAGUUUCUGGAUCAGGAGAGGAUGAGGCGGUGUGGCGGUGUCCUCGUGCAGAAGGACUUUGUUCUGACGGCUGCUCACUGCAGGGGAAGCUCAAUCAAUGUCACCCUGGGGGCCCACAACAUCAAGAAGCAGGAGGGGACCCAGCAGGUGGUCCCAGUGAGAAGAGCCAUCCCCCACCCAGACUAUAAUCCUAAGGACCACUCCAGUGACAUCAUGUUACUGCAGCUGCAGAGAAAGGCCAAGCAGACGGCAGCUGUGAGGCCCCUCAGGCUGCCCGGGGACCGGGCCCGGGUGAAGCCAGGACAGGCGUGCACUGUGGCCGGCUGGGGGCAGGUGGCGGUGGGCGUUCCAGCCACCACUCUGCAGGAGGCAGUGCUGACGGUGCAGGAAGAUCGUGUGUGCGAAUCCCUCUUCCCAGGCUAUUACAGCCACGCCACCCAGAUUUGUGUGGGGGACCCGAGCACGGUGAAGACCAGCUUCAAGGGCGACUCCGGAGGGCCCCUCGUGUGCAAAAACCUGGUCCAGGGCAUUUUCUCCUGUGGGAAACAGAACGGGACACCUCCAGGAGUCUUCACCAAGGUCUCCCACUUCCUGCCCUGGAUAAAGAGAACAAUGAAGCGCCUCUAACAGCAAGCUGGAGACUCACCUUUUUGUGGGCUGGCCAUCUUCCUGGGGCAGCGGCAAGAAUCCCAUAGGGGUUGGCAGUGGGAUCGCAGGGCCAUAAUAAAGGGAUCUCUAGAGCAAA
Molecule: messenger RNA, 1171 nt
Organism: Camelus dromedarius (Arabian camel)
Lineage: Eukaryota; Metazoa; Chordata; Mammalia; Artiodactyla; Camelidae
Product: granzyme H-like
Exons: 6
Coding region: 301-1053 (250 amino acids)
Biological process (GO): proteolysis
Cellular component (GO): intracellular membrane-bounded organelle; cytoplasm
Molecular function (GO): serine-type endopeptidase activity
Source: RefSeq, a predicted model, not a curated record